Molecule: messenger RNA, 2036 nt
Organism: Bacillus rossius redtenbacheri
Lineage: Eukaryota; Metazoa; Arthropoda; Insecta; Phasmatodea; Bacillidae
Gene: Rab7
Product: ras-related protein rab7
Exons: 5
Coding region: 226-846 (206 amino acids)
Biological process (GO): endosome to lysosome transport; phagosome-lysosome fusion
Cellular component (GO): lysosome; late endosome; phagocytic vesicle
Molecular function (GO): GTPase activity; GTP binding
Source: RefSeq, a predicted model, not a curated record
CGAGUAGGUGCAGUCUUCGGUUAUGUUCGUAGUCUGAUCGUGGUUCAGUGAAACUUAGAGUUCCAAACUCGUGAGUCGUGAUUAUUUCUUGUGUAAAUCCGCACUGGUGUAUUCUGGCUUGUGUUUAGUACGCCAUUUUCAUUUGGUUGGGUAACAACACGUACUGACAUUUGUUCGAAACUUUUAUCAAAAAGUUUUAAAGAAGUCGUCUUUUAAACGGUUGCGAUGGCGUCGCGCAAGAAGGUCCUCUUGAAGGUGAUAAUCCUGGGGGACUCUGGCGUGGGGAAGACGUCCCUCAUGAACCAGUACGUCAACAAGAAGUUCUCGAACCAGUACAAGGCGACCAUUGGGGCGGACUUCCUGACCAAGGAGGUGAUGGUGGACGACAGGAUAGUCACCAUGCAGAUCUGGGACACGGCCGGCCAGGAGAGGUUCCAGUCGCUGGGCGUGGCGUUCUACCGAGGCGCAGACUGCUGUGUCCUGGUGUUCGACGUGUCGGCUCCCAACACCUUCAAGAGCCUGGACAGCUGGCGGGACGAGUUCCUGAUCCAGGCCUCGCCCCGCGACCCCGAGAACUUCCCCUUCGUCGUGCUCGGCAACAAGGUGGACCUGGAGAACAGAGCGGUGUCGUCGAAGCGCGCCCAGCAGUGGUGCCAGAGCAAGAACAACAUCCCGUACUUCGAGACGUCGGCCAAGGAGGCCAUCAACGUGGAGCAGGCGUUCCAGACCAUCGCCAAGAACGCGCUGGCCCAGGAGAGCGAGGUGGAGCUGUACAACGAGUUCCCGGACCAGAUCAAGCUGACUGGCGAGCAGAAGAGCGCCCGCCCCGACGCCUGCGCCUGCUAACUUCCCCCCUCCUUCCGCAGGCAAGGGCGGGUGCGUCGCUCCCGCGUGUCCCGUGCAAGCGUCAGGCGCGCCACGCGGCCGUGCAAAGGGACUUAACUGUAGGCGUCGAGGCGAGAGGAAGUGGUUUCACCAUCGACCAGAAGUCUGCACUUGAAGUUUACACAUUCGAGGAAUUGUUUGUAUACAGUUUUUUAACAAAUGUAUAUUAUAAUAUAUAUUAUAUAUAAUAAUUUAGUGUGUUUAUGCAUGGAGAGGAGACAAUUAUUUGAUUUUUUUUUUUACUUUAAUUUUUUUUGUCUGUGAGAAUAUGCAUCAAAUGCAUCAACUAUGUUGUAUAUUCUGGGGAUUGCAAGUGUGCGUGAGUGCAUGAACUGGAGCCGAAUUAUCGUUGGAUUGCCGAGGAGUGGAGUGGAAUGCGUUAUCGGUUAGAUGCUGAUAUUUUAAACCUGUAGAAGCUGUUGUGUUGUAACAACUUGUGUUAAGAAGCGUGCAGUCGGGUAUCGGCUGGUGUCUCCCACCUCCGGGAAUGAAAAUCAACAGCGUAAUUUAUUUUAACUUGUGGUCAAGAUGUGCAAUACUUUGGGCAUAGUCAUUCCUGUUAUGUGUUCGUGCUCUGCUGUGUCGUGUGUGUGGGCAAUCGAAGCACUGGCGUGCAGUUCCGAGGUCGUCCGAGCUUGGGUGCUGCUGUCGGCUGGCCCAGUUUCACGAGUGUGAGCGUCUGGCAGCCUCUUCUCAAUACUCUUUGUCACAUAGCUUAGAUACACUCUACAGUAAAACUUUUUUCUUGUAAUAGUUUGUAACUUGAAUAGAGGCAUUGUGUUCUUUUAGCAGACAUAUUAUCAUUUGUAAAACCACCAAGACAGUGAUUAUGUCCAAAAUACUAUUUCUUAAUAAAAAUGUUUUUUUCUAUUUUUAUUUUGCUAGUAUAAAAUGAGUACCUUGAUCAGGUUAAAGAAUUAAGUUUAAAAAAUUGGAAGCCAUCUGAUCAUGUUAGCAAAAUAUAUUUAUUGUUUCUGCUGCUUGUGACAUGUUGUGUAUAGUUUGUUGUAUUGAAUAAUGAGUCAAAAGGACGCUGUAUAAACAUUGAUAGCUAGUUUUUUAGUAAGUAUAUUGAAAUGUAAACGUUUACUAACAAUAAAUGAAUUUGUCUAAAAAUGUUCCUUCAAGCUUAUUAAAACAUUCAUGUUGAA